This is a messenger RNA of Gymnogyps californianus (California condor), 3397 nucleotides long. It is a transcript of the gene SRBD1, whose product is annotated as S1 RNA binding domain 1. The record is from RefSeq and is a predicted model, not a curated record. The transcript is spliced from 23 exons. Gene Ontology annotation, biological process: translation; nucleobase-containing compound metabolic process. Gene Ontology annotation, molecular function: structural constituent of ribosome; mRNA binding. Lineage: Eukaryota; Metazoa; Chordata; Aves; Accipitriformes; Cathartidae. Bases 368 to 3283 code for a protein of 971 amino acids.
GCUUGGAAGAGACUGUGCUUUCUAAGCACACAGCCUUGGUGGUUUGCCUUUUUGGUGGUGCUUCUGUGGUCCUGACUGGCUUCGUGCAGGAAAAGUCCUUGGAAAUCUACUGCAUCAGCUUCUCUGCGCAAAAGUGUCUGGGAGUUCUCCAAGGCUUUAACCUAGAGAGGAUUACAAUAAAAGUACAAUAUAAAAUGGAAACAUUAUUUUCAUGCCUCUGAGGUAAUGGGAAUAAAUGUAUAAUUAAUUCAGGACUAUGAUAAUGACCAUUCAGCUAUAAAGAACAAAGGAAAACAGAGAAGCAGAGUGGCUGAAGUUGCAGGUGUCUCAGAACUGACAGUGAAAAAUCACCUGGGAAGCUAAUAAGAUGUCAUCUCUACCAAGGAGGGUGAAAUCUGAAGCCAAAGCCCUUACAUCAGAAGAUGAUGAACUACCUUCACUUCUUACUUCGAGCUCUGAAUCAGAGGAGGAGUGGGAGCCAAAAAGCAAAAUCGCCAAGAGAUCUCGGUUGCCAAAGAAAAAUGAGGCAAAAACUAAAAAAGUUGCUGCUCCACGGUCAGCUGUGGCCAGGAAGAAGGUCAAGAAGGUAGCAAUAAAAGAGGAAAUGGACAUAUCCUUGCCUGUUGCUCCUGCAGAAGAUAAUGGAAUGCAACUUCUAAAACCUAAGGAAGAAGAUGUAGGCACUAAACCAAAAACUUUAAAUCAAAAGCCAGAAGUGCCUAAAAAAAUGGAAAUAAAUUCAUUCCAAGGGAAGAACGUAAAGAGUUUAGAGAGUGAUGAAAAACCCUCAACAAGCGUUCCUGUAGUGGGAAAUCAAGUGAAACAUGAGAAAUCUGAGGAGGAUUUUGCAUUUGAUGAACCACCUUUUAAAAAGAUUAAGUCAACGACAUGUCCUGAAGGAAAGCUAGUUAAAAAUCUAGGAGGCAACAAAGUAAAAGAAGAAUUUGAGAUGAACUGGGAUAUUGUACAGGCCUUGUCAGAAAUAACAAAUGUUGAACCAUGGGUAUGUGCAAACUUAAUUCGCCUCUUUCAAGAAGAAAACACAAUUCCUUUUAUUGCUCGGUAUCGAAAAGAGCUCAUCAAUAAUCUGGAGGCCGAUGCCUUGCGAGAAGUGCAGCAAACAUUGGAAGAGCUACGUACUGUUGCGAAGAAGACGCAUACAAUGAUACAGAAGUUGAAGAAAGAAGGGAAAUUAUCCGGAUGCCUUUUAACAGCAUUAUUAAAUUGCAGAACUUUGGAAGAAUUAGACCAUGUGUCUGCACCUUAUAAAACUGGGAGUAAAGGCACUAAAGCCCAGAGGGCCAAGCAACUGGGAUUAGAACCUGCUGCUCUCUCCCUCCUGCAGAAUCCUAUGGAACUCAAUCUCUUUUCUUACAUUAGACCCAAUACCAAAGGACUUUCAACUAUCCAGGAAGUAGAGGCUGGAGUACAGCAUAUUUUAGCUGACAUCUUCGCUAAAGAUAAAGACACACUGGAUUUUAUCAGGAAAUUAUGUCAGCAAAGGUACAUUUGUAUCCAGUCAGCCUUGGCAAAAGUGUCAUCCAAAAGUGGAAAUGAAAAAGAUAUUGAUAAAUUCCAACUGUACCAUGAGUUUUCUUGUAAUAUAAAGAACAUUCAGCAUCAUCAGAUCCUGGCCAUUAACCGAGGGGAAAAUCUGAAGAUCCUGACAGUGAAGGUCAACAUUCCUGACGGGGUGAAGAAUGAAUUCUGUUGGUGGUGUGUCAAUGAAAGAUGGAGACCAAAACAAUUUUUAAAACCAGAAUUAAUGAGGAUACUACGGAAUUCGGUAGAGGAUGCAUAUAAACGCCUUAUAUAUCCUCUGCUUUGUAGAGAAUUCAGAUCAAAGUUGACAUCUGAUGCAGAGAAGGAGUCUGUGAUGAUGUUUGGGAGAAAUCUCCGGCAGUUGCUUCUGACCAGCCCUGUGAGGGGCCGUACUUUGAUGGGAGUAGAUCCUGGCUACAAACAUGGCUGCAAGUUGGCAAUUAUUUCACCAACCAGUCAGAUACUCCAUACCGAUGUUGUUUACUUGCAUUCUGGUCAAGGAUUUCGUGAAGCUGAGAAGAUAAAGAGGCUUCUGCUACAGUGCAACUGUAGCACUGUCGUGAUUGGCAAUGGCACGGCCUGCAGAGAAACAGAAGCUUACUUUGCUGACUUAAUUAUGAAGAAGUAUUUUGCACCGCUGGAUGUUGUUUACUGCAUUGUCAGUGAAGCAGGAGCAUCUAUCUACAGCGUCAGUCCAGAAGCGUCCAAGGAAAUGCCAGACCUAGACCCUAACCUAAGAAGUGCAGUUUCCAUAGCUAGACGCGUCCAAGACCCGUUAGCUGAGCUAGUGAAAAUUGAGCCCAAACACAUAGGAGUUGGAAUGUAUCAGCAUGAUGUAUCACAGACUUUGCUCAAAGCAACUCUGGACAGUGUGGUUGAAGAGUGUGUCAGCUUUGUAGGAGUUGAUAUUAACAUCUGCUCAGAAAUACUAUUAAGACACAUUGCAGGACUGAAUGCUAACAGGGCUAAAAAUAUAAUUGAAUGGCGAGAGAAGAAUGGACCAUUUAUAAACCGAGAACAGCUCAAGGAAGUUAAAGGUCUGGGUCCCAAAUCCUUCCAACAGUGUGCUGGCUUCAUCAGAUUCAACCAAGAAUAUAUAAAGACCUUCUGCAGUAGUAAGAAAACUGAACUUGGAAGUCAUGCGCUUUCGACUAAAGCAGGUACACAGGGUAAAAAGAAGAGCAAACCAACACUGUGUGCCUCGCAACAGCCCAAUCCUUUGGACCAAACUUGUAUUCAUCCAGAGUCUUAUGACAUUGCAAUGAGGUUUUUAUCUUUCAUUGGAGGAAACGCAAAUGACAUAGGAAAAUCAGAUAUGCAGCAAAAAGUAAAUGCAGUAAUUCAAAAGGAAGGACUGGAAGGCACAGCCAAAAGGCUAAAUACAACAGUGCACACACUGCAGCUGAUCAUUGAUGGUCUGACUCAGCCUGAAGGCUUUGACAUCCGAACAGAUUUUGAUAAACCUGACUUCAAGAGAAGCAUAGUCUGCUUUGAAGACUUAAGUGUUGGUACUGUUCUGACUGGAAAAGUUGAAAAUGCGACGCCAUUUGGAGUUUUUGUUGAUAUUGGUGUGGGAAAAGCAGGUUUGAUUCCAGUGCGAAACAUAACAGAAGCAAAACUUUCUAAAGUGAAGAAGAGAAGAAGCCUGGGGUUAGGUCCUGGAGAAAGAGUGGAAGUUAAAGUGCUUAAUGUCGAUAUUCCUCGAUUGAGGAUAACGUUGGAUCUUAUUCGUGUUUUAUGAGAGGGUUUUUUAUGAUUGAGCCUUCAUUUUAAAGGUUAAGUAAUGUCAGCAAGGUUCUGGAGAUUCAGGCAUUUAAUGAGUGUGUUGAAAAUGAACAAAUUUUGAAACCUUCAG